ACAGAUAAAAGGAUUGCUUCGCGGUUGGUAACAGAAGGGCGUUGACAUUUAUAAUUUAUAAUCAAAAAGGCAAAACGCGAAGAUGCGUCUGUGACAUUAAUCCACCAGCAGCAAUUUGUUUGGAUUUGUUACGAUUCAUUUCUUAUUGACUGAAUCAGGAAAGAUGUCAAUUAAUUUAACGAAAAAUAAAGACGCUUUGGUGGCUGCUUGGCUGAGCGUAGUCGACGAUAAAUCGUCUACUAACUGGGCUAUUUUCGGAUAUGAAGGCCAAACUAAUAACUUGAAAGUUAUUAAUACUGGCGAUGGUGGCUUGCCAGAAAUGAUUGAUCACUUGGACUGCAGUUAUAUCUUGUAUGCAUUUUGUCGUGUAAUAGAUACAAAGACGAAUCUACCGAAAUGUCUUUUAAUAAAUUGGCAAGGGGAAGGAACACCUAUCGUUAGGAAAGGCACUUGUGCAAAUCAUAUUAGAGAUGUAGAAAAAUUGUUAAAAGGUGCUCAUAUAACAAUUACUGCACGUUCUGAAGAUGAUGUUGAAGUGGAUUCUAUUAUGGAAAAGCUUGCUAGAGCUACAGCUUCAGCAUUCAAAUUUAAUGAACCACGUGGCGAGAAUGAAGGUAAUACAGCGCCAGUGGGUACCACAUAUCGCAGGGUGAUUCCUGAACAAGAAAUAAAUGCAACUGAACGUGAUCAAUUCUGGCAGAGGGAAGAAAUGGAGGAGAAGAAACGAUUAGAGCAAGAACGCAUGAAAGGCGAGAAAGAACGGCGGCGACUUGAGGAAGAAAUUAGGACUAGGGAAGAGAAAGAAGCAAUGCUCAGAGAACAAAAAGUCACUGCCAAAGAAAAUUCGAUAGCCCGACAGAAACUGGCAGAGCAACGCGCUGAAGAGGCGAACAAUUUUCGAAAUCAGCUGGCUGCGAGUCAACACUACAGCAACGAUGCCGACGAUGAUCACAAAUCGCGAAGCGAAGAAUUGCGCCGCGAAAGAAGCAAAGAAACGCAGCAAUUAAUUGCUCAAAGAACGAUAAACGCCAGAGCUGUUUUCGAACAGAAUUCGGCAGCUGGUCAAAUGAAUUCUUCACCCGUGCAACAACAGUAUUUAGCAAAAAAUAAUCAUGUGGAGGCAGCUAAGAAAGCUUUCGAGGAAACUCAGCAAAAUGAAGCGUCUCAUGUCAAAGUGCAAGAAGAAUUCAAAACAGAUACUAACGAAACUGAGACUGUGAACAUCGUUAGUAAUGCUGUUAAGAACAUAUGUUUGAACGAAAACCAAGGACAAGAGUCGAACGCAUCAAAGCCGGUGGAAGAACCUGAACAACCAUCGGCAACGAAAGAAGCACUCACUGAAAACGAAUUGUACAGUCAAAUGGAUGGACAGUAUUUAUAUUUUGAUCCGAAUAACGAAGGAAUGAGGGCAAGAGCUUUGUACGAUUAUCAAGCUGCUGAUGAUACGGAAAUUACUUUUGAUCCUGGAGACAUUAUCACGCACAUAGAUGCCAUCGAUGAAGGAUGGUGGCAAGGUCUCGCUCCUGACGGUACUUACGGACUUUUUCCUGCUAAUUAUGUUGAAGUUAUCGAAUACAAUACAACAUGAUAAAAAACAUGGUUCUGAAGAUAGAAGAUCUCUUUUCCCGAUUAAAAGGAAAUCACCUGCUUUUUCCCAUAUACAAAGUGACAUUCAGUAUUCUGAUGAUUCUGAUGACUGCACUUUUGUUUUAAUAACGAUUUACAGCGUCUAGCGAUAAUAUGUGCUAGAAAGUCCAAGCAAAAUAAUGCAUAUUCAUCGUAAAAGGUUGAUUUCUGUUACGUGUAUUAAUGCACAUUCAGAACUUAAUAAUGAAGGAAUUUAACAUUUCUGAUAAUAAUCACGUUAAGAAUAAGCAUUGUUAAUAUUUUAACGGGCAAGGUUUUGACAUUUAAUAGUCUUACGAUGCCACUUCAUAUACAAAUGGCGAAGUACAUAUGUCUUCCCAUGUUCAAUGUCACAAACUAAAUAAAUUACCAAUAAACAAAUAUAUCUUUUUAUAACGUUCUACGUCGAAAAUGGAUGCGCUCGUAGCAAUAGUGUAUUUAAUAAUUUAGCAGAUACCCUUGAAAAAUAUUUACAAUGUGUAACAACAACCUAUUUAGGAAUAUGUUUAAUUCUUUAAAUAAUAAAUUAAAUUUGUUAUAGUA
This is a messenger RNA of Ceratina calcarata, 2169 nucleotides long. RefSeq names its product Actin binding protein 1 (gene Abp1). Lineage: Eukaryota; Metazoa; Arthropoda; Insecta; Hymenoptera; Apidae. The transcript is spliced from 5 exons. Gene Ontology annotation, cellular component: dendrite; actin filament; site of polarized growth. The record is from RefSeq and is a predicted model, not a curated record. Bases 164 to 1588 code for a protein of 474 amino acids. Gene Ontology annotation, molecular function: actin filament binding. Gene Ontology annotation, biological process: positive regulation of dendritic spine morphogenesis; regulation of actin filament polymerization; positive regulation of axon extension.